UCAACCUGAGCUAACCGCCUGACUCGCCUAAACCCAACCAGCCAGUAUGUUCCAGUGUCCGGGUAACCCUAUGUCCAGCGCUGCUGCCAGCCCCAUGCAGCAGCUGUCUCAGCCUCAGCCAGGGUACAGCAUCCCCUGUGCCUCGAGUCCCCUGCCCUCUGAGAGCGCCAGUCACCCUCUCCGGAGCUCAGCCCUGCCCUUGGGCUCAGCCACUCCCUUCAGCCCCACCUCAACAGUAUCUAACAUGGCAAACCCUAAAGAGAAGACCCCCAUGUGUCUGGUGAAUGAGUUAGCCCGUUUCAAUAAGAUCCAGCCUGAGUAUAAGCUGCUCUGUGAGCAAGGACCAGCUCACUCCAAGAUCUUCUCAGUGCGGUUAUCGCUAGGGGAUCAGCACUGGGAGGCAGAGGGGACCAGCAUAAAGAAGGCCCAACACUCUGCAGCUGCCACAGCCUUGGCCCAGACCACAAUGCCCAAACCUAGCAUGAGGAACAAUACCCGCAACAACACAGUAGAAUGCAUGACGCAAACAGUGGAGCUGAAUUCCCUCUGUAUGAAGCUAGGGAUGAAGCCUAUGUACAAGCCCAUAGACCCUUACCCCGGGAUGAGACCACCCAGCUUCAACUACAACAUCAGGGCCCCGGGGCCUUACCAACGCUCCAUGCAACAGUACUACUACCCAUUUCCCCCGGUGGGGCCGGUGCUGUAUCACAUGGAGCUGAACAUCGGGGGCCAGCAGUUCCACGGGAAGGGGCGUACGCGGCAGCUCGCCAAACACGACGCCGCCUCCAAGGCCCUGAAGACUCUGCAGAAGGAGCCCAUACUGCUGCAGCAGCUGCCUGAGAUGAAUGGAGAAGACACUGAAGAGAACCUCAACAAAUCAGAAAUCAGCCAGGUGUUUGAGAUCGCACUGAAGAGGAACAUGCCUGUCAACUUUGAGGUUCUCAAGGAGGCAGGUCCUCCCCACAUGAAGAGCUUCAUGGUGCGUGUGGCGGUGGGGGACUUCUGUGGUGAGGGCGAGGGCAAGAGUAAGAAGAUCGCUAAGAAGCUGGCAGCUACAGCUGUGCUGGAGGAACUGAGGAGACUGCCCCAGCUGAUCCCCUGCGUGGAAAAGAUGCAGCCAGCACGCAUCAAGAAGAAGACCAAGUCCAUCAUUAAGCUGCAGACCAGUCCAGAAUAUGGGCAAGGCAUGAACCCCAUCAGCAGACUGGCUCAGAUCCAGCAGGCUAAGAAAGAGAAGGAACCAGAGUACAACAUGCUGACAGAGAGGGGGCUGCCCAGACGCAGGGAGUUUGUUAUGCAGGUGACGGUGUGUGGUCAGUGUGCAGAGGGCUUGGGCCCCAGUAAGAAGGUAGCGAAGAAGAACGCAGCAGAGAAGAUGCUGGAGCUUCUAGGUUUCAAAGUGCCUCAGCCACAGCCCCACAAACCUGCGCUCAAAACAGACGAAAAGGUUCCACUGAAGAAAAAUGGAGACGGGAGGAAAGUGACCUUCUUUGAGCCAGGCUCUGUGGAGGAGAGCCAGUCGCUGGGUUCCAAGGAGGAGGACUACCGCCUGCCCUUCCUCAGCCACCAGCAGCUCCCAGCAGGCAUCCUGCUCAUGGUGCCCGAGGUGGCCCAGGCUGUAGGGGCCAGCCCUAGCCAGGGGCACCAGAACAAGGACUACGGUCCCCGGGCCAACCCUGCUAAGGCCACCCUGACGGCCAUCAUCGCCAAUGAGCUGCUUUACGCUGGUGCCUCCCUGACCGCCGAUACCAUUCUGAAGAGCCAGAACAGUGUGGGUCAUCUAGUACCCCAUGGACCCCUGACCAGACCCUCUGAACUGCUCAGCUACCUGGCCAACGUACAGGGACUGCAGGUGGAAUACAAAGACUUCCCCAAAAACAACAAGAAUGAAUUUGUAUCGCUGAUCAACUGCUCCUCCCAGCCCCCCCUCAUCAGUCACGGCAUAGGCAAGGACGUGGAGUCCUGUCACGACAUGGCUGCCUUGAAUAUCCUGAAGAUUCUGUCAGAGCUGGACCAGCACCAGCAGCAGACCAAUGACAGGACAGGGAACGCACCACUCUCGGGGUGUGGUAAACAGGACAUGGAGGGCAUCAUCAAACAGGCUAACUCAAGCACCUUGGGACAACAGACUCUGGAUGGCACUGUGUAGACAGACGCACACCAUUGGUUGUUUGAAAGAAGCACGAAAAGAAAACUAACACUGUUCUGAUAGGCUGUUUUAGAUUUCUACAGGAAGCUGAGGGCAACCAUCACUAGUGUUCAUAUUGUAUUAAAUGUUCUAAAAUAUUCACAGUUAAACAAGAUUGAUAGAAGAAAAAUUGAUUUUGUUUAAUUGUGAACAUUAUUCAUUCUUUUUGUUGCUUUAUAGAAAAUAAAUUGCUGCAUCAUAUCCGAUAUAUAUAUGUUGAGAUAAGAUGGAAUAAUGUUAAUAUGAUAACUGUGAAAAUCAGCUUUUGAGAAGAAGCGUUUUGUCUAUUUUUCCCUUUUUUUCUGUUAAUGAGAUCUUUCUCUUAUUUUUAAAUGUUGUUUAAUUCUUCAUUGACCCUGGAAUUAUUGGGGGGUUGUUAAUAACAGACCUGGGUUAAAAAACGAAUGAAAUCUUUCAAAUACUUGGAGAGUUUGCUUUAUGAGUGCCAGAUGGGUGGAGUUUGCCGUUUUGCCUUUGAGCUUGCCUGGAGCAAUGGAAUAAUCAAGCCCAGCUAAAGUAUUUGAAAUGAUUUAAAAUAGCUUUUUAACCCAGGUCUGGUUGUUACAAUAGUGUUUACUUGUGAAGUAGUAUGGAACCCCAUAGAAGGAUGGGAUGCAGCUAGCGAACCACUGUUGAUUUUCCUAGAGUGCUUGAUAACAACCACCGCAAGUGAACAGUGUUUAUCUACAUUACCAUGUAGGGCUGCGAAGGUUUUGUGACUAAGUAUAGCGUGUGUGAUGUUCUGUGAUUUUGUCUGUCCCCACUGUCAGAGGUGCUGGGGCAGUAUAAGUCUUUGUUUGCGUAUGGUCCUAGCACGAUAUCCCCCCUCUCUCCCCUUGUUGUCCCUCCCUCAGUGUCAAACCACCUCUCUGCUCCCCAUGAAAUGUAAGUAAAACGUGUAUGCGAUCACGCACAAAACAAAACCA
Salvelinus fontinalis (brook trout) is the source of this 3114-nucleotide messenger RNA. Its product is annotated as double-stranded RNA-binding protein Staufen homolog 1-like. The transcript is spliced from 15 exons. The record is from RefSeq and is a predicted model, not a curated record. Lineage: Eukaryota; Metazoa; Chordata; Actinopteri; Salmoniformes; Salmonidae. Bases 47 to 2149 code for a protein of 700 amino acids.